AGAAGGGUGAUAUUCAAUAACUCUUGGAGCCCAUUAGCUUAUCAGCAUAUUGCAACGAAAACCAUUUGCUAGAUUGGCAACUUUUCACCUCUCCCCUGCUUGCUUACCCGAACCGAAGAGAGUCAAUAUUUCAAGUUUGCAAGCUUGCUUCCAAGACUAUUCUCGAAUCCAUUUUAUGUACUUGUGUCUAUUUUUCUUUUUAACCUCUGACCAUUUGAACCUUCUCCUGUACGAUUAUGGGCUCCAAGCGAGGAAAUGCACAGAUUCUCAUUCGUGGUAGCGAUGUACUGUUUUCUAUUAAACCGCAUUGGUGACCUGGAGGCUGGGCUCCUCCGCUACCGUUUCAUUGCAGAGACAAAGGCGGAUCUGACCCCACCAUGGCAGAGAAGUGCAAUUACAUCGCGAGUGUGUACGGUUAUGACUUGGGCUGCCGUUUCAUCAACUUCAAGCCCCUGGGCUUCGGAGUGAACGGGCUUGUCCUCUCGGCAGUCGACAGCAAGAGCUGCCGCAAGGUGGCCGUGAAGAAGAUCGCGGUGAGCGAUGCUCAGAGCAUGAAGCACGCCUUCCGGGAGAUCAAGAUAAUCCGCCGGCUGGACCACGACAACAUCGUAAAGGUCUACGAGGUGUUGGGGCCCAAAGGAGCUGAUCUCCAAGGGGAUCUGUUCAAAUUUAACAUGGUGUACAUCAUCCAGGAAUAUAUGGAGACGGACCUGGCCCGUCUUCUGGAGCAAGGGCCUCUCUCUGAGGAACAUGCCAAACUUUUCAUGUACCAGUUGCUCAGAGGCCUGAAGUACAUCCAUUCAGCUAAUGUCUUGCAUAGGGACUUGAAGCCCGCCAACAUCUUCAUCAACACAGAGGAUCUAGUGCUGAAGAUCGGUGACUUUGGAUUAGCUAGGGUCGUGGACCAACAUUACUCACACAAGGGUUACCUCUCAGAAGGGCUGGUGACAAAAUGGUAUCGAUCUCCUCGCCUGCUGCUUUCACCAAACAACUACACCAAAGCAAUUGACAUGUGGGCAGCUGGUUGCAUUCUAGCAGAGAUGCUGACAGGGAAGAUGCUUUUUGCUGGUAGGUCUUCAGUUCUUGCUGGAAGCCACGAGCUGGAGCAGAUGCAGCUCAUUUUGGAGACCAUCCCUGUUUUCCACGAAGAGGACAAGGAGGAACUGCUCAAAGUGAUGCCGACAUUCGUCAACAGCACCUGGGAAGUGAAGAAGCCAUUGCGGAAGCUCCUUCCUGAAGUGAACAGCAAAGCCAUCGAUUUUCUGGAGAAGAUUCUGACAUUCAAUCCCAUGGACCGGCUGACCGCAGAGAUGGGUUUGCAACACCCUUAUAUGAGUCCUUAUUACUGUCCCGAAGACGAGCCCGUUUCUCAGCACCCAUUCCGGAUCGAAGACGAGAUUGACGACAUUUUGCUGAUGGAAGCGAACCAAAGCCAGAUGUCCAACUGGGACAGGUACCAAGUGAGCUUAUCCUCGGAUUUGGAAUGGCGGCAAGAGAAGUGCCACGAUUUGGACGAGGUGCAACGAGAUCCCAGAGCGGGAUCGGAAUCCAUUGCUGAGGAGGCUCAGGUGGACCCGCGCAAAUAUUCCCAGAGCAGCUCCGAGAGAUUCCUGGAGCAGUCGCAUUCCUCGAUGGACCGAGCGUUUGAGGGAGAUUACGGGCGGUCGUGUGAUUACAAAGUGGGGUCGCCUUCCUAUUUGGACAAGCUGUUGUGGAGGGACAACAAGCUCCACCAUUAUUCAGAGCCCAAGCUCAUCUUAGACUUGUCACACUGGAAAAGGGCAUCUAUUGCACCCACGGCGGAGAUCGCCUUGGAGGAGGAACCAUCCAACCUAUUCCUAGAGAUAGCGCAGUGGGUUACGAGUACCCAGACGGGACUUGAAUGCCCAAAUCCUCUCCCAGAGAUCCAGGAGAGGAGCUUACCAUCUUCUCCUCACCAUCUCCACAAAGAACCCAAGGAGGUCGGCAGUGAAAGCGACCCCCAGUUUGACUUGGACGUCUUCAUUUCCAGGGCAUUAAAACUUUGCACAAAGCCAGAAGAUCUGCCUGACAACAAGCUCAAAGACAUCAACGGUGCAUGCCUAGCAGAACACCCUAGUGAGAUUGUACAGACGGAGGUGUACCAUAAAGAGAGGUGGUAAAAUAAUAAUAAUAAUAAU
Molecule: messenger RNA, 2159 nt
Organism: Lacerta agilis (Sand lizard)
Lineage: Eukaryota; Metazoa; Chordata; Lepidosauria; Squamata; Lacertidae
Gene: MAPK4
Product: mitogen-activated protein kinase 4
Exons: 6
Coding region: 378-2141 (587 amino acids)
Biological process (GO): protein phosphorylation; cell surface receptor signaling pathway; intracellular signal transduction
Cellular component (GO): nucleus; cytoplasm
Molecular function (GO): MAP kinase activity; ATP binding
Source: RefSeq, a predicted model, not a curated record